Cavenderia fasciculata is the source of this 1383-nucleotide messenger RNA. RefSeq lists its product as uncharacterized. The transcript has 3 exons. Bases 1 to 1383 code for a protein of 460 amino acids. Lineage: Eukaryota; Evosea; Eumycetozoa; Acytosteliales; Cavenderiaceae. The record is from RefSeq and is a predicted model, not a curated record.
AUGUCUACUAUUACAAAUACAACAACAACAACAACAAAAAGUUAUAAAAUACCAGGUACAAAGUACACAUUAGAGAUUGGUAGAGCAGAAUUGGACCAUAUCUACAUUAAAAGGAAAUUUCAUGCUGUCAAUCAACUGCUACUCAGAAACUAUCAACCAAUAUAUAUUACAUUGGAAGCGUUAGAGCCACUCACCAAUAUAAUGAGAGCUGUCGUAUCCAAGAUGGUCAAUCGAUCAUUACAAUACAUGUCGUUGGAGGAGAAUGGUGAUGAAUCUGAAUCAGCUGGUAGUGGUGGUAUUCGUUGCAGACAUAUUACUGCAGCCAUCUUGGAAUACAUUACUGAUCAAGAAUAUAACAGCUACAUUAUUGAGAGUUGUUGUAAAUUUGUAGAUAAAUACAACAACCCUAAAGAAAAUAAAGAUGAAGAUGAAGAUGAAGAUGAAGAUGAAGAUGAAGAUGAAGAUGAAGAUGAAGAUGAAGAUAAACAGCCAACAACUUUGGAGGUAUAUGAUGCACCAUUUAUCGCAGAUCUGAUGUUAUCAUCAUUUGCUGCCGAUGACAGUGUAAAUCAUCUAUACAUGACAACUGUCGUAUUCCUCCAACAAUUUAUCGAGAUGAUACUUUAUCGAAUCGUAGUUGGUAUCUCUUCAAAGAAAGAGAAAUUAAUUAUUGACAGAUCAAUUUCCAAAGAUUUAAGAGUCACCUCUAAAGAUAUCAAACAACUCUUGGAAGAAGAUGAAUUAUUUACAAGUGAUUUUAAAGAGUUGGUAUAUAAUGUAUCUUUGGAAUCACCAACACCACCUGUCAAUUCAAGUAUAAUACAAUCAUUGAGUAAAGAACAAAAUGAAAUGUUGGAAAAGAUUAAAGAGACUGAUUUAGAGUACACAAAACAAUCAAAAGAACCAUUGACAACAAAGAAAAACAUUAAAAACAUGUUUAGUUAUUAUGCAAACUAUCAUGAUGAACGUGAUGGAUUUACAACUAUGCCAACUUUAGAAAAUCUAAAGGAUUUAGUACGUGAUAUUCCAAUCGAUAUUGUUCAAGUUAUGGCCAAUCAAUUAAAUUUAGAUAUUCAAGAAUCUUUACAAAAUAGAUCAACUAUUGGAAAGAAAUUUACCAAUACAAUUAAAGAAUUAAAAUCCAAACAAAUAAUAGCAAGAUUACAUUUUGAUGAUGGUGAUUAUUAUGGAGAAAAAUAUACAGCCAAACAAAGACAAGGUAUUUAUGUUUGGUUGGAUCAACUAAACGAUAUAAGUUGUGAUGAUGAUGACCAUCCAGAAGAUGAUGUUUGGUAUAAAACUCCAAUGCAAGCAUUUAAAGCGAUUGGAAAGAUGAAAGAUUUAAAUAAAAUCAUUGAUAAUAUAUCCGAUUAUUUUUAUUAA